AUGAUGUUCCCAACUCCAGCUCAACUUUUUCAUCUGCUCAUGGGGCUGUUGAUGGCGGCUGCUGUCCUUGCUGAGACUGGCGUUACCACCCGAUACUGGGACUGCUGCAAGCCGUCGUGUGCCUGGCCCGGCAAGGCGCAGGUUUCGGAACCCGUGCGAACCUGCAACAAGAACGACAAAUGGCCCAUCCCGCUCAGCCCCAACGCGCAGUCGGCUUGCAAUGGCGGCGACGCGUACACGUGUAGCAACAAUGGCCCGUGGGCUGUCAACAACAACCUGGCGUACGGCUUUGCGGCAGCCAAACUCGCUGGAAAGUCUGAGCGGGACUGGUGCUGUGCCUGCUACAAGCUUACCUUUACGUCAACGUCUAUUGCCGGCAAGCAGAUGAUUGUCCAGGUGACCAAUACCGGCGGCGACUUGGGGGCCAACCACUUCGACAUCGCCAUCCCCGGAGGCGGCGUGGGCAUGUUCCCCCAGGGAUGCCAAGCGCAGUUCAACGGUGCCUGGAUGGGCGACACGUACGGCGGUUACCGGAACAGGAACGACUGUAACAACCUUCCCGCGGGCCAGUUUCGCGACGGCUGCUUCUUCCGUUUCGACUGGUUCCAAAACGCCCAGAACCCAACCGUCGAGUUCCAAGAGGUGUCUUGCCCGCAAGCCAUGAUUGACAGGUCGCAGUGUGGUCGCUGGAGCUCCGCGGUGCUAGUCGACCAGAGCCAAGAGAGGGUUUACCAACAGCCCGGAGAAGAACUGUAG
Colletotrichum graminicola M1.001 is the source of this 756-nucleotide messenger RNA. Its product is annotated as glycosyl hydrolase family 45. The transcript has 2 exons. Lineage: Eukaryota; Fungi; Ascomycota; Sordariomycetes; Glomerellales; Glomerellaceae. The coding region runs from base 1 to 756 and encodes 251 amino acids. The record is from RefSeq and is a predicted model, not a curated record. Gene Ontology annotation, molecular function: cellulase activity. Gene Ontology annotation, biological process: carbohydrate metabolic process.